Messenger RNA from Lodderomyces jiufengensis, 321 nucleotides. RefSeq names its product 60S ribosomal protein eL42 (gene RPL42). The record is from RefSeq and is a predicted model, not a curated record. Gene Ontology annotation, molecular function: structural constituent of ribosome. The coding region runs from base 1 to 321 and encodes 106 amino acids. NCBI's taxonomy places the organism in Eukaryota, Fungi, Ascomycota, Pichiomycetes, Serinales, Debaryomycetaceae. Gene Ontology annotation, biological process: translation. Gene Ontology annotation, cellular component: cytosolic large ribosomal subunit; ribosome. The transcript has 2 exons.
AUGGUGAACGUUCCAAAAACUAGAAAAACCUACUGUAAAGGUAGAGAAUGUCGUAAACAUACUCAACAUAAAGUAACCCAAUACAAAGCUGGUAAAGCUUCAUUAUUUGCUCAAGGUAAAAGAAGAUAUGACAGAAAACAAAAAGGUUAUGGUGGUCAAACUAAACCAGUUUUCCAUAAAAAAGCUAAAACUACCAAAAAAGUUGUUUUAAGAUUAGAAUGUGUUGUUUGUAAAACUAAAGCUCAAUUAUCUUUAAAAAGAUGUAAACAUUUCGAAUUAGGUGGUGAUAAAAAACAAAAAGGUCAAGCUUUACAAUUUUAA